CCGAGUGAAAGUGCUCGGAGGGGGAGGGGUGUCCCGUCGGCAGGCGCACAGACAGCAGGCAGCAGCUGCAGCGAGAGGACCCGUUAGCUUUACACUGCAUUAAAACAUCCAUAUUCCGAAUUUUUUAGCUCCGAAACACACGGCACAGCGACACAACACAUCUAAAAUGGUAGACCGCGAGCAACUGGUGCAGAAAGCCAGGCUGGCCGAGCAGGCGGAGAGGUAUGAUGAUAUGGCAGCUGCCAUGAAAUCGGUCACAGAACUGAAUGAAGCACUAUCCAAUGAGGAGAGAAACCUGCUCUCUGUUGCCUAUAAGAACGUGGUUGGGGCGAGGCGUUCAUCCUGGCGCGUCAUCUCCAGCAUUGAGCAGAAGACGUCAGCCGACGGUAAUGAGAAGAAGAUUGAGAUGGUGCGGGCCUACCGGGAAAAAAUCGAGAAGGAACUGGAGGCCGUUUGCCAGGACGUGCUUAACCUCCUCGACAACUUCCUGAUCAAGAACUGCAACGAAACGCAGCAUGAGAGCAAGGUGUUCUACCUGAAGAUGAAGGGCGACUACUACCGCUACCUGGCUGAGGUGGCCACGGGGGAGAAGAGAGCCUCGGUGGUGGAGUCCUCCGAGAAGUCCUACAGCGAGGCCCACGAGAUCAGCAAGGAGCACAUGCAGCCCACCCAUCCCAUCCGCCUGGGCCUGGCUCUCAACUAUUCCGUCUUCUACUACGAGAUCCAGAAUGCCCCAGAGCAGGCGUGCCACCUGGCCAAGACCGCCUUUGACGAUGCCAUCGCCGAGCUGGACACCCUCAACGAGGACUCCUACAAAGACUCCACUCUCAUCAUGCAGCUGCUACGAGACAACUUGACGCUGUGGACGAGCGACCAGCAGGACGACGAGGGAGGAGAGGGCAACAACUAAAGAGUCCAAAACCUCAUUCUGCCAAAAACACGCGCGCUCACAAAUGAUGACAAAAUAAUAAUAAUAGUUAAAAAGUUCUUAGAAAUUUAAAAAAAAGGGGGGAGGAGGGGUGGGGGGGUGGGCAGUGGAACAUCGGCGGCCAGUUUAGCCGAUGAUACUAACGCGGCUGCUGUUCUUUAUUUUUCAACAAAUUUAAAGUGAAAAAAAAAAGUAGGAGGUGGGAAGACAAUUUUAGUUUGAGAUAUAACUUACAAUUAAAAAAAAAAAUAAAAGAGUGAAACCCCCUCCUUGGUAGCCUCUGCAGCAUUUGCCAAAAUACCACUUUAGAAGCAAGAGGUAUGUCAUUCAUCACAGUGUGACUAUUGGGUAACGAUACCUUCACACUGGCAGAGACUGGUCUUAUCGCGCAAAUGAAGCUGAGCUGUCUUAUUGUAUUUGGUGAGGGGAGGAGCAUUCUGAGAUUGAGUUUCGAUGCUUGAGCAACAAGAAAAUUAGAGUAACCUUGAAUGUCAUGGCCUUGCUUAAUGAGAGAGACAGACAGAGAGAGCGAGUGAGAGAGACAGACGGGUUACAGAGAUGACGACAGGCUUUUAUGGGUGUCGAACUUCAUCGUGUAACUUCAACCGUACCGACAUCUUUAGUUGCACCACACUAUGAUCGUUGAGUGAAAAAAGGUUGUCUCUGUCAUUGAAGAUAACAUAAAAAAUGUUUUUGUUUGCUUUGUGUCAGGUAUGUGUCCGGCUCAGUCAACCAGUCAUACUGUAACUAAAAAGACAAAUUCAUAAAGUAAACUUAGUGCAGCUUGUCCCUCUCAUGUGCUGAUGUGCUUUAUUAAAUAAAUUAACUGUUUUUGGACACCUAA
Scatophagus argus is the source of this 1772-nucleotide messenger RNA. RefSeq names its product 3-monooxygenase/tryptophan 5-monooxygenase activation protein, gamma polypeptide 1 (gene ywhag1). Gene Ontology annotation, biological process: signal transduction. The record is from RefSeq and is a predicted model, not a curated record. Lineage: Eukaryota; Metazoa; Chordata; Actinopteri; Scatophagidae. Bases 167 to 910 code for a protein of 247 amino acids. The transcript has 2 exons. Gene Ontology annotation, cellular component: cytoplasm. Gene Ontology annotation, molecular function: protein kinase C binding.